Messenger RNA from Leishmania mexicana MHOM/GT/2001/U1103, 1029 nucleotides. RefSeq lists its product as hypothetical. NCBI's taxonomy places the organism in Eukaryota, Euglenozoa, Kinetoplastea, Trypanosomatida, Trypanosomatidae. The transcript has a single exon. The record is from RefSeq and is a predicted model, not a curated record. The coding region runs from base 1 to 1029 and encodes 342 amino acids.
AUGCUGCGCCGCACGUGUCUCGCACGCGUGCACCUCUUCAGCGCGUUAGUGCCUCAGGUAAAGGUGCAAGCCCCGCACUUCUUGUCGGCAGAGGGCGUGGCCACGGCCAAGGUCGCGCUCGAGGAGCGCAAGUCGUACAUGGACUACCCCGAACUCGUUGAAUGCAUCGAUGCACUCGGCAACAUUGACAGCGCGCUCAAGCAGAGUGAGGUGACGAAGAAGCUGAGUAGGUGCGUCGACGCCCUGCGUGCUCAGCUGUACCGCAAAGACUCCACCGAUCCACGGCGGCGGCUGGAGCUGCACGAGGCCGUGAUGGCGGCGGGCUUUUAUGAACGUGUCAUCAGCGUGACGCAGCUUGAGGGAGAGGGGAUUCGCUACGUUAUGAACCACUUCAACUUCGACGUGCGUCGCGACACGCUGAUCACGCGAAAGGUGCAUGAAACGCUGGCGGAAGAGAAGACGACGACUCCAGAGUCAGAGCAGCUUCUACGCGACUUGCUACUUCUCGAACGCCGCCUCACGGGCAAGUAUCGCUUCUCGCAGCUUGGGGGUCGCCGCUGGUUUGCGCUCGGCAUGCCGCUGUCUGAGAUCAAGACGGAGAAAGAGGCACAGCGUCUCCUUGACAUCAGCGUCAUCAAGAAGGACGGCAACUUUACUCUUUGCGAGAUGGAUUCGGAGAAGUUGUGGAAGACGAUUACCAUCAGACCAAACGAGGAGCAGCACGUCACGUUCGCCGAGGCAGGGAACAUCUUCAAGGAUAUUCGCGAAACCGACACGGUCUUUGAGCUGCGCGUGCAAAAGCCGCAGACGCCACCAGAUUUUUGGGAGCGACUUCGCGAAACGCUGCUGCGUUACUGGGUACUGUGGUUUGCGGCGUGGGUGACUUUUUUCAUGGUAGAUGAGGAGAUUAUCACGCUGGUUGCGCUGAUCUUCAUGAAGCACUGGCAGACGAAGAUCCUGGAGGAAGAGGCGCAAAAGACGGGGGGCAAGGUGUACAUCGCAUCCGCCCUCGGUCGCUCUCGAGAGUGA